AUGGCCACUGUUAGCAAACUCGCAAACAAAAACAUACUGUUGAUCGGGGGAACCUCAGGCAUUGGCUUCGCCGUUGCCAAACAGGCACUGGCAGAUGGUGCAAACCUAACCAUCAGCUCUUCUUCUGAAGAGAAAGUGUCCAGGGCCGUCGACCGCCUGCGAGCUAGCAAACCAGAAAACGCAUCAGCGAUCCGCAGCCAAGUUGCAGACCUCUCCAUCAGAAUGAAUCUCGAGACAAUCGUUGAGCGCCUCCUAAAAUUUAGCGCUGAAUCUGCACCGAUUGAUCACGUUGUCUUCACAGCCGGAAAUGUGCCCCCACUCGUGCCCUUAGCUGAAGCAUCAUUCGAUGACGUCGAGGCGUUCCUGACAGUUCGCUUCUUCGGUGCUAUGGCAGUGGCCAAGUAUGCCCCUAAAUACAUGAACAUCAGCAAGACUUCUUCAAUUACCUUGACCUCCGGGACGCAGAGCAAGAAGCCAACCUUUUGGCUACCGCCUGUUGUUGCUGGUGCGGUCGAGGGUCUGAUGAAAGGUCUAGCCGUGACGCUGUCACCUGUGCGAGUCAAUGCUGUUUCUCCGGGGUUUGUCUUGACGGAGUUGAUGGAUCGUUUGCCGGAGGUGAUGCGAGAGGGUGCCAUAGAGAAGUCUACGAAGCUAUCGCUGACGAAGGAUAUCGGGCACCCGGAGGAUACGGCUGAGGCAUAUCUGUAUCUUAUGAAGGAUUAUUUUGUGACUGGUUCUGUUGUUGCUAGUAAUGGAGGAGCUUUUUUGGUGUGA
Molecule: messenger RNA, 774 nt
Organism: Penicillium pulvis
Lineage: Eukaryota; Fungi; Ascomycota; Eurotiomycetes; Eurotiales; Aspergillaceae
Exons: 1
Coding region: 1-774 (257 amino acids)
Molecular function (GO): oxidoreductase activity
Source: RefSeq, a predicted model, not a curated record